CCGCGCAUCCAUCCAGCGCGACUGCCGACCACCCACCACCGCGGCAGGACGAAGUUCGGUUUCUGCUUGCGGCGUUUGGAAGUUGUGUGGGAACAGUCAGCGAUGUCGAGGUGGUUAACGUCGGAGCUGGAAGGGUGUCGCGUCCUUUUGCGAACCUACGAUGGAGAUCGAGAGGGAAUCGUCGUCAACGUCUCGUCCGAGACGUCCAGAAUCACGCUCAACAAAGUUAUUGAUGUAGACACGGACACUUCAAUCAAUGGUCUGAUGCAUUUCUAUGGCCAGAACAUCAAGUCUUGCGUGGUUCUCGACAGCUCCGCUCGCAAGAAGUCGCUACCCGAGAGAGAAGAAGAGGGGCCGCGGCUUCUCAGGGUUCGCCCCGUGCCGGCACAUCUCGAGCGCCUCAACGCUUCAAUCCACUCUCGCGAAUUCAUCUGUCACCUAUUCGACGGCGACGACUCGGAGAUCAUCACCAAGGGACGUGUGCAGAUGAUGGGAUCGCCGGAACAUCUGCCCAAGCUUCGCCACCCAAUGGCAACGGAGUUUGAAGUGGUGGACCAAGCUGACGUGGCCCUCGACAAUGCUCUGUCUGCCAUCAAUCGAGAAGCAUCGAUUGCAGUCGGCUUCGAAGGCAGUCCAGUGGGAAGGAACGGAUGCCUCUCGGUACUCGCGGUUGUCGCAGGAACCAAGGUGUUCAUCUUUGACGUGUUGACCUUGAAGGACGCCCUGUUUGACAAGGGGCUGCGCCAAGUUCUGGAGUCAAAGGCCAUUGAAAAGGUGAUCCACGGCUGUCGUCACCUGUCGGACUGCCUUUACCACAAGUUUCGGGUUCAACUCGACAACGUGUUCGACACUCAGGUGGCCGACCUGUUCAUACACUACAACCGACUUGGCAACGACCGCGGCGGCUGCCGGCUGCCUUCUUUCGUGCGUGGGGUGCAACAGUGCCUCAGGCACUUCUUGCACCUGAGCCAUGACCAGCUCAAGUACACCCGCUCCCGCCAGAACCAGCCGGAGGGGGAACUGACGGUGUGGCACCAGCGGCCCCUGUCUCUGCGACAGCUGGAUGCCCUGGUCAAGGACGUGGCCUUCCUGCCCGAGCUGCGCCGCGUCUGCCAGGAAGAGUUUGCCUCGGGCUUCUGGAGGGGUGUCCGCUACAACCUCUGCCUCAACCGGGACCUCGAUGCCCAGGAGCUCGAGUACGCCCCGCCGGAACACAUUGUGCCCCCUGGUCUCAAGGACGUCUUCAACCGCAACGCAAACUUCCUCAACGGGCGAUCCAACUCCCACGGGUACCGGGAAGAGGAAGGGGGCAGAGAAUUCUACGGUUACCACGACAGCGGGAGAGGUGGCAGUCGCGGCAGCUUCUGGCAGCGACCCAAGCGCGGUUUCUCCCGCUACACGAACGGAGGCCAGCACAAUGGCUACGGCCAGGAAACGAACGGGCAUGGCUGCGAUUGGAACAGCGGUCUGUUCCACCGCGUGAACCGGCGUUUCCCUCCUGAGCAAGACAACGAAGAACGUGCUGCGGGAACCGAAGAUUCCAUCCUGCACCUCGGACUCCGUAACGGACUGGCGGGACUGUCCCUGAAGAACAACCAAGUGUCGUCCAAAGCUCCUCUGGAGGCCAGCGGUGUACCAGAACCAUUGACGACUCCAGAGGUCAACAGCGUUCAACGGCCUUCCAGCAAUAACUCUGCCUGGGGAGGCCAGGUUACUUCGACCACUCAUCCGCACUUCGAAUCGGCCGAAGUUAGCAGAUCAGCCAAAGCGAGCGGAUCAGUCGAAGCAAUCGUUGCGAAGACGGAUCACGUGGUUCGGAACGCGGAACGAGCUCCGAGCGCAACCUCCGACUGGGGAAUGAGGGAGAUUUCCUCGACAACUCACCUGCGCUUCCGUCCGGCCGACCUGAACGUCGCGAAGAUGGCGGAGUAACAAGCGCGACAUUUCAUUUCGUCCCAGCCCAAGUUGGGUUCAUCAGGUCCCGUGUUCAUCUCUUGUCAUAGUCAUGAGUUAAAGAAAGUCAAUAAAUGAAGAUACAACUAUA
Ixodes scapularis (black-legged tick) is the source of this 2044-nucleotide messenger RNA. RefSeq names its product piRNA biogenesis protein EXD1. Gene Ontology annotation, molecular function: nucleic acid binding; 3'-5' exonuclease activity. Gene Ontology annotation, biological process: nucleobase-containing compound metabolic process. The transcript has 13 exons. NCBI's taxonomy places the organism in Eukaryota, Metazoa, Arthropoda, Arachnida, Ixodida, Ixodidae. The coding region runs from base 103 to 1932 and encodes 609 amino acids. The record is from RefSeq and is a predicted model, not a curated record.